AUGCCCUCUCACUUGACCCGCGUCGUCUUCCGCAGCAUCAUCGCCAACGAGCCCCUUCUGUACCGAGGAUGCAGGCACCGAGCCCUGCGGCCCUGUGCCAUGACGCACCAUGCCGCUCGAGCGCUCCCGCAGUCGCACCGGAGGACCUUUUUCGGCGGCCUCUUCAAGUCUGAGCGCAAGAUCAAGAAGAUGGACAUGCCCACCGGCCUCGAGACCAUGAGCGAACUGUCGCAUGCGCAGCAGACUUCAGCACGGCCGCCAGCGCCCAAGGACAUUGCCGAGGCCUUGAAGAGCUUCUUUACAUCCAAGAAGGGAGCGUUUGAGGAUUUCCACGUCGGGCUCGCCCACAAUGCCUUCAAGUAUCUCUUGGAGAACCCAAAAGAGGGCGGAGAUCAAUGGUUCACAAAACGAGAGCUGUCUGCGCUUAUUGACGAGCUCGUACACUUCAGAAGACGUCCCGAGACCGGAGGAAAGCCACACGUUCAGUUUGGUUCGGCCCUGAUCGACCAGAUCACCAAGAUGGAAGACUCGGAGAUGGCUACUGGCGCUGCAGAGGCCACGUCCAAAGGCGCCAAAAUCAGCAAAGAGGACGAGUACGACUGUUUUAUCAGGCCGAAGUUUGUCCACCUGCUGGCUUUGUAUGGCGCGACAUCUCAGGCGAGAGAAAUUGCGAUACAGUUCUACAAUGACUACUCCACCAUACCGGAAAUCAAGAAGAAAAGCAGACGCUAUGUCUGGAACCAGGUCCUUGCUGGAGCCGCACGCGAGAAUAACACCGAUGAGAUGGCGAAAACCACUGAAUUGUUCAAUAAAAGCUCCGUGCCGCUAACAGACAUCACGCAGUCGGUGCUGGUGUCCUUUUUCUCCCGCAAGCAGCAGCUGGACAUGGCCAAGUUCUGGUACGCCCAGCCUAUCGUUACGGAGAGCGGCAAAGCCACCAACAUUCGAAGUGCUACCUAUACCGCCCUACUGAUAGGCUGUGCGCUUGGUGGCGAUCUGACGUUUGGCCAGGAAGUGGUUUCUGGUCUAACCAAGGGUAAAGUGCCUGACAAGAAGGGGUGGGACGCUAUCUUUCUCUGGUCAGCUGCUAUCGGCAAAGGCGUGGAUGAGGUAGAGCGGAUGAUGAAUGUCAUGGUGCGUCGCACUGAGGAGGCACAAUCGAAUGGCUCCGGAGUCCACGCUCAAUACCCGGAUGUCGAUACUAUCAACCUCCUGGUUGAGUUCGCCAUGUCAAAAUCAGAUCCAUACUCGGCUGAGCGCUACAUUGCUCUCGGAGAAAAACGAGGCAUAAUGCCCAAUGAGCACACCUAUACUAUGCAGAUGCAGUAUCGACUCUCUGUCAAGGACAUUGAUGGGGCUAGAGCAGCAUACUACAACUUACAGGGCGACUUCAAAGGCUCAGAGGCCAGCGUCGCAGCUAUCAACGAACUCAUCCAAGUCUUGUGCGAGUCGAAACAACAUCAUUAUGACGACAUCAUGGCGAUUGUGGACGACCUGCACGAGCGCAAAGCCAACUUUGCUCCAGAGACCGUUGCAAAACUGUGCCUUCUGCACCUCCGUCGUGUCGAAAUCCACGAUGCUAUGGAUCUGCUACAAGUACACGCUCAUCAGUACUCUCCGGCGCAAAGAGCGGUCAUCAGCAAGACCCUUUGUGCAUUCAUACUGGACGGAGAGACGAGCACGGCAGACGCCUGGGAUGCGUAUCAGAUCUUGCGGAAGACGUUCCCUGAGACGUCUCGCGACGACCGAAUAAAGCUCAUGAAUGAAUUCUUUGCGCGCAAACGCUCGGACAUGAGUUGCCAUGUCUACUUUCACAUGCGCAACCAUACUGCGGAAUCUCACCAGGCAAAUCGCGAUGUCUACAUCGCCGCUUUUACUGGCUUUGCACGCUGCACUGACGCCGAGUCGUUGGAGCUUGUCAACAACCAGCUCAAGCUUGACUUCAGGGUUGAGAUGGACACAAAGCUACGAAAUGCUCUUAUGUUUGCCCAUGCAGCGUGUGGAAACAACAAGAAAGCCCUCGAGUUCUGGAGAACAAUCUGCGAGUCCAAGGAGGGCCCUUCAUACAACAGCAUUGCCAUCGCGUUCCGCUCGUGUGAGGGAAUGCCAUGGGGCGACCAGCACGCUAAGUCCAUCUGGGCGCGGUUGAAGGAGCAGGACGUCGAGAUCGACAAGAAGAUCUUCACUGCCUACCUGUCAGCCAUUGCGCGCAACUUCUUGCACGAUGAGGCGCUCGCGCUCGUAGAGACUGUGGAAGAAGAGUUUGGUUACGCGCCAGAUUUCUACAUUCUCAGUAACUGGUACAACAUGACCACCAACAUCGAGAAGCAAGGAAAGGUCGAGGCCUGGAUCAAGGAGCGAUACCCCAGCGUGUGGGAAGAGAUGGAGGCCCUGGGCCAUUGGGUCACGAUGGACGGUUUCGGUUACAAGCAGUACAACAUCAACCGCGACCUCGACCCGUAG
Molecule: messenger RNA, 2463 nt
Organism: Ascochyta rabiei
Lineage: Eukaryota; Fungi; Ascomycota; Dothideomycetes; Pleosporales; Didymellaceae
Exons: 2
Coding region: 1-2463 (820 amino acids)
Molecular function (GO): protein binding
Source: RefSeq, a predicted model, not a curated record